Molecule: messenger RNA, 2020 nt
Organism: Sorghum bicolor (sorghum)
Lineage: Eukaryota; Viridiplantae; Streptophyta; Magnoliopsida; Poales; Poaceae
Product: beta-glucosidase 31-like
Exons: 12
Coding region: 101-1660 (519 amino acids)
Biological process (GO): carbohydrate metabolic process
Molecular function (GO): beta-glucosidase activity
Source: RefSeq, a predicted model, not a curated record
AUAUAUAGAAACCACACCCCCGCGAGCGCGGCCGGCCGGCGAACAGAGAGGAGGAGACUCGCUGAGGCAGGAGGAGGCGGGCCGGCGCGCUAACUGGAGCAUGAUGGGGAAGGCGCUCGUCGGCUCUGCUGUUUUCCUCCUCCUGGCCGCGCUCGGGGCGGCGGGGGCCUCUGCCGCGGACAUCACCCGGGCCGACUUCCCCGCGGGGUUCGUCUUCGGCGUCGGCUCGUCGGCGUACCAGGUUGAAGGUGCAGUUGCAGAGGAUGGAAGGAAGCCUAGCAUCUGGGACACAUUCACACAUAAAGGAUAUUCUAUUGACGGUGCGACAGGUGAUGUAACUGCGGAUCAGUAUCAUAAGUACAAGGAAGAUGUAAAGCUUUUGCAUGAGCUGGGUGUUGAUGCCUACAGGAUGUCGAUUGCCUGGCCUCGACUUAUUCCUGAUGGCCGAGGAGCUGUCAAUCCGAAGGGGCUGGAGUACUACAACAAUCUGAUAGAUGAACUCCUUAGCUACGGAAUACAACCUCAUGUAACGAUCUAUCAUUUCGAUUUUCCUCAGGCUCUUCAAGAUGAGUACAAGGGGCUGCUUAGUCCUAGAUUCAUAGAGGACUACACAGCAUACGCAGAUGUGUGCUUCAAGAACUUUGGCGACAGAGUGAAGUACUGGAGCACUGUCAAUGAACCUAACAUCGAAACGAUUGGCGGAUUUGACCAAGGAAUCCUACCACCACAGCGAUGCUCAGCCCCCUUCGGCUUCGGUUGUGAUGAAGGCAACUCCACCACAGAACCGUACAUAGCAGCACACCACCUUGUACUUGCGCAUGCAUCUGCAGUGUCCCUAUAUAGAGAGAAGUACCAGGCUGAGCAAGGAGGACGAAUUGGACUAACCUUGCUUGGUUGGUGGUAUGAGCCUGCAACGGAGACUCCCGAUGAUAUUGCAGCAGCUGCAAGGAUGAAUGAUUUCCACGUUGGAUGGUUCAUGCAUCCUAUGGUGUAUGGAGACUACCCUCCAGUGAUGAGGAAGAAUGUUGGGUCCAGACUGCCAUCCUUCACGAAUGAAGAGGCAAAAAGGGUAAAGGGAUCUUUUGAUUUUGUCGGAUUCAACCACUAUGUUGCCGUCUACGUGAAAGCUGAUCUUAGCCGACUAGAUGAGAAAGUGAGAGAUUACAUGGCUGAUGCAGCUGUGGCAUAUGACAUGCCGUUCCUCAAGUCAAGGAACCAGUUCCCGUUCGGGUUGGGGUUGACGGCUGAUUUUACGACGCCCACCCCCUGGGCUCUCAAGAAAAUGCUGAAGCAUCUCCAAGUGAAAUACAAGAACCCUGCAGUGAUGAUCCAUGAAAACGGAGCUGCUGGACAGCCUGAUCCAUCCGGCGUGAACACCUACGAUGACGAAUUCAGGUCACAAUAUCUCCAAGAUUACAUCGAAGCCACGCUUCAAUCCAUCAGGAACGGAUCAAACGUGCAAGGUUACUUCGUGUGGUCAUUCCUGGACGUGUUCGAGUACCUGUUCGGCUACCGCCUCCGGUUCGGUGUCUGUGGCGUUGAAUUCAACUCGACGGCAAGGACAAGGUAUCAGAGGCACUCGGCCAAGUGGUACUCCAGCUUCCUCCGUGGUGGCGAGCUGAGGCCAGUGGCUCUACCUGAGGGAGCAUAUUCACAGUGAUCAACAACACGCUCCAGCUCAAGGGGGAUAUCUGGUAAAUUUUUUUGAAUGGCAAUGUAUGGUAAAUUGGUGAUCAACACUCUUGGGGUGGAAAGAAUAGAGAAUGUAUAAGCACGGUUAGUUGGGUGGUAUAUAUAGCAGUGCCUAAAUAUGAUUUCCUUGGGUAAAUAUGGUACGAGUUAAAUAAGCUGGUUUUAGCGUGUGGUUGGGUGCUUAUUGGGGUUUUAAGAUGGAAAAGUCAGCCGUUUAUAGGAAAAAAGGACAAAAGACUGUGAUAAUGUAAUGGUACUGUUGGCACAUAAAAUUAUCCAAAAUCUAUAACGGAUUCCGUCGUUAUGUUUCUAAUGUUUCUAUUGUUGA